AAAGAAAUCAGUCUAUUGAAAGAAAAGAUCGAAGAAUUGAAAAUCGAGAAUAACGCAUUAAAAUCACAAUCAACAAAUCGCAAUAAAUAUAAAGUAACAGAAUUUAAAAGAGCCAUAGAAACAGCCGUCGAUGAUUUCAUUUCAGGAUUAGAGAAUUCAAGUCGAUUAACUCCACCUAGCACUGAUGAUAAACAGAAAGCUAGAAGAUCUCCUAGUAAGACUCGUUAUGAUUCGAGUUUAGAUUCUAGUCAAGGUUUCAAGCCAUCUGACGUAGAACAAGUAACGGAUGUUCCAACUCAGCAUCGUUUUACUGAAGUUCCAACUAUAGCAAACUGGAACGAGAAUGGACCAGAUUCUAAAAGAUCGCAUAAUAGUAACAAUAAAUAUCGUGGCGGCCAUCAACAUUUGCGUGAUCUAUUUGAUAGUGAAGAUGUUGAAGAUAUCCGUUUCAUACCUCAAAAGCAAUUUGCUCACAUUGAUUUCAAUUCUGAACAUGCAUUAAAUAGAGCUAUGGCUCUUGACGGAACG
Funneliformis mosseae is the source of this 528-nucleotide messenger RNA. Lineage: Eukaryota; Fungi; Glomeromycota; Glomeromycetes; Glomerales; Glomeraceae. The record is from the annotation of a GenBank genome assembly.